AUGUUAGUGUGUGGUCAUACUCUCUAUCAUGACUGCCUUGAAAAAAGUAAUAGAGGUAAGCAAAAAACUUGUCGCAUUUGUUUCGUAGAUAAUGAAGGACCGACGUCAGCUGAAGUUCAGGACGUAGAUAUGAUAGAGGCAGUGGAAGGUGAAAGUGAAGAAACCUCUAAUCUAACAGGAGCGAGCUAUCCCCGAAGUGAAACAAAAUCUAUAGAAUCUGAAAAAGUGCAAGGUUUAAUAAAAGAACUGUCUAUGCCUCAUGAACCAAUUGAUGAUAAUAAUAGAGAAAAUAAAACUGGAAAAUCGAAACCAAAAACUUUACUCCAGUUAUAUUAUAAUGCAAGCCGGGCAAAAAAAUAUGUAACCCGAGCCUACCAAGAAGAAAUUAGGUGUUGGUACCUGUUUGCUGAAAAAUUCGAAGAAAGG
Molecule: messenger RNA, 426 nt
Organism: Dentiscutata erythropus
Lineage: Eukaryota; Fungi; Glomeromycota; Glomeromycetes; Diversisporales; Gigasporaceae
Source: the annotation of a GenBank genome assembly